AUGAAAAGGCUGGUGAAGCCUGUGGAUCAAUGGAUGGAAAAGGCUGCUUCAUUGGUUGGUUUGGAUGUGAGUGCUUGUACAUAUAUGAUGUUUUUGAUUGUUGUGAAUAUUCCGAUGGCAUUCUUGAUGAGAAGUUUACCUUUUGGAAUGGCUAGGAUAUUAUUUGGAUUGAUUGUUGGAUUGUUUUAUUGUUUCUACACAUUUGGAAGUGCUACUUUGCAUUCAGUUGCCAUUCCUUUGAUUGUUUAUGUGUGGUUGUUUUUGACAGUUGGAAUGAGUAGUUCAGUGAGAGAAUAUUUGAAGAAAUCGAGGUUGGGAUUGAUUGUUCCAUUAUUUGCCUUCUUCUUUUCAUUUGGAUACUUGUUAAUUUGUCAUUAUAAUAGAAUGAUUACUGAUUAUCUUGGUUGGAAGUUGGAUUUUACUGGACUUCAAAUGCUUGCCACUCUCAAGACUAUCUCAGUUGCUUGGAAUAUCUACGAUGGAAUGAUUGCUCAAUCUGAUGAAAAGAUGAAUUAUUAUCACAAGGUAAAUCGUAUGGAGAGAAUGCCAGGGCUAUUGGAAUAUUUCAGUUACAUGUUCUUCUUCCCUUCAAUUUUGACAGGUCCAAUUUAUGAAAUUAGUGAUUACUUGAGAAUGAUUUAUGGAGAGUUUGAUGAGGAUAUUUCAUUCUUAAACAAGAUGGAAUUGAAACCAAAUCGUCAAAAUCCACCAAUUCACUGGAAGAAAAUUUUCACAAAUCUUUUAAUUGCUAUGGUGAAUAUGGUAUUGACCUUGAAGGCAUUGCCAAUCUUUGAUAGACCACAAUUGGAGGAUGUUAUUUAUGAUAGAGUGGGAGAUCAACAAUUAUUCGGAAGUUCUCUAUUGUACAAACUUGCUUUCUCGUGGGCAUGUAUGGUUGCAAUCAAGUUCAAAUAUAUUGUCGGUUGGUGUUGGUCUGAAUCGGCCAUGAUUAUCUGUGGUAUGGGAUAUCAAAAGGAUAGAAAGACAGAUCAGUACAGCUAUGCUGGAUGUGAAUCAAUUGAAUAUUUGAAUCAUCUUCUUUCUUCAAAUCUUCGUGAUAUUACCACAACAUGGAAUGUUUCAGUUUCCAAAUGGCUCCGUAACUAUGUCUAUUCAAGAGUUGGAUCUGGAGCUGGCACUAAGAAUACCAUCAUUACUUUCCUCGUUAGUGCUUCAUGGCACGGUCUUUACUCUGGUUACUAUGUCAUGUGGACAAACUAUGCUAUUUGUUUGCAUUUCAUUGGAAGAAUGGCUCACAAGAAAGUGCGUCCACUCUUUUUGAAUGAUGUGGAGAAUACUUUCAGUGAAAAGAAUUCCAAAUUCAUGUCCAUCUUUUACAAAACCCUCUCCUUCAUUGGAACCAAUAUUUUCACCAGUUAUUUAUUACCACCAUUCCUCUUACUUUCAUGGGAUAGUUCCAUUCAAUUCUUCUCAUCAAUGCGUUGGAUUGGACAUCUCCUCUUCAUUCCAAUUUAUGUAUUUUUAACACUUAUUCCAUCAACAGGUAAACAUCAAAAGAAGGAAUAAAGCACAACAAUAUUUCCCUC
Molecule: messenger RNA, 1547 nt
Organism: Naegleria gruberi
Lineage: Eukaryota; Heterolobosea; Eutetramitea; Acrasida; Naegleriidae
Exons: 1
Coding region: 1-1527 (508 amino acids)
Biological process (GO): lipid modification
Cellular component (GO): membrane
Molecular function (GO): acyltransferase activity
Source: RefSeq, a predicted model, not a curated record